AUGGCGGAGAUUCCGGUUGGUGAAUAUCUCUUCCGCCGUCUCAAACAGAUGGGCAUUGAGACAGCUUUCGGUGUUCCGGGAGAUUAUGAACUUGCUCUUCUCAACCACAUAGAACCUGCGGGUGUACGUUGGAUCGGUACCCCAAACGAGCUUGUUGGAGCAUAUGCUGCUGAUGGAUAUGCCCGCCUCAAAGGUGCCGCAGCACUUGUCACCACAUUUGGGCCUGGUGAGUUGAGUGCUCUCUGCGGCAUCGGAGGAUCGUUCUGCGAAAUGGUUCCCGUUUUGCAUAUCGUCGGAUAUCCGUCAUUUGCAGCCCAGUCAAGCGGACGGAUUUUGCACCAUACUCUUGGUGACAAAAGCUAUGACCACUACGUUCGUAUUUCUUCGGAAUUAUCCUGUGCAACUACGAUUUUGAAGAAUCCGGAGAAUGCUAUCGCCGAAAUCGAUCGAGUUUUGAAUGGCACGGUUUACUUUUCGCUAAUGCUUACCAGUAUUGGUAUUACCGAAGAUGUUGUCAAAACAAUGGUGCCUGUCUCCUCACUGAAUGCAGCUUCAAUCAAGAUGACACUAUCAGCCGGCCUUGAAGACGACCCUGCCUUGUCAGCCAUCAUGGUAGCACUGGAGUCGUCCAAGAACCCAAUAGUGAUUGUUGAUGGCGGCGCAGGCAGAGGUAGCUGGGCUCCUCACGCCAACGAUCUUAUCAAAGCUCUCAGAUCCUUGCACUUCAACACCAUCAUGGGCAAGGGCGUUGUCGAAGAAGACGGGCCUUUGUUCGCAGGCUGCUAUGCUGGCGUUGGUUCCUUGCCGCAAACAAGCAGGGCUGUCGAGAAGUCGGACUGUAUACUCUGGCUUGGGCACAUGCCAUCCGAUUUUAAUACCGGAAUGUUCACUGACCAAGUCAAAUCUUCUACAAUCAUUGACUUUCAACGGUUCCAAAUCACUGUCGGAAAUAAGCAAUUUCAAGCAAGAAUGACCACCGUUUUGCCCAGAUUGGCCCAAGCAAUCAAGACGAGUAAAGUUUUGGGUGACAGGACGCUUCCAGAGCCUGUCGCGCCACUACUUGAACAAGCGUUGGACAUUCCCUCAUCAAUUAUUACACAAGACUAUCUUUGGCCUCGCCUAUCUUCCUUUGUCAAGCCAGGCGAUAUGGUAAUCGCCGAGACAGGAACUUCUCAAGUCGGAGCCGUCGCUACACAAAUUCCCAAAGGCGCCUAUUACUGGACACAAGCAGUUUGGGGUAGCAUUGGCUAUGCCAUUGGCGGUGCUAUCGGCGCCGCAGUUGCGGGUAAAGAGUUGGGUCGUUAUAAGAGGAUGAUUGUUCUCACAGGCGAAGGAAGCUUGCAAUUGACGGCGCAAGCUAUAUCCAUAUUGAACCGGCACGGCGUGGUUCCGUAUUUGUUCAUUCUUAAUAACAAGGGAUACACUGUUGAACGCUACUUUGAGGGUUGGGACGCUAUUUACAACGACGUGCCAGACUGGGACUACGGCGGACUCUUCAAAUCAUUCUCUCCUGAAGUUUCAACAACCACAUUCAAAGUCCAAACAGCAGCAGAGCUGGACAGGAUACUCUCUGAUGACGAUUUCCAGAAUGCAACGAGUCCGCAGCAGUGCAUUGAUAUGGUGUUGGAUAAGUACGAUGCUCCGGGAGGACUCAAAGCUAUAUUCGACUACAAGAAGAAAGCGGCCAGCGCUUAG
Molecule: messenger RNA, 1695 nt
Organism: Trichoderma atroviride IMI 206040
Lineage: Eukaryota; Fungi; Ascomycota; Sordariomycetes; Hypocreales; Hypocreaceae
Source: RefSeq, a predicted model, not a curated record